GAGAAACUAUACAAUAUAAUCUUCCUUCAAGAAUAUUAUGCAGAUAAUAGAAUCUCCUUGAUUUCCUUUGUGGCUUCUUCGCCUACCUUUUCCCAUACAUUCAGCAGUUUUACGUAGUAUGCAUACCCGAUCGAGCUCACACAAAAUGUAGUUCCAGUUCCAGCCAUGCCGCCAUGUCAUCAGGAUCGCCCAUAAACAGGCCGUCUCCGAUCCCCUUUGAAUUUCAGCAUCGCUAUUAAUUAGCUCUUUUUGCACUUUUGCAUCCCUCAAGUAUUUGGAUGCAGUUUUACACGAAGAGGACGACAACAAUCCACAGAUGGUCACCAUUAUCAACAGGAAGCUGUUGUCUUAUAAUUCUACAGGUUUGUCCUUUUUCAAGUAAUGGGAGCAGCUCCUCACUGAUUAAUGGAACCACCAGCAGUUCACUACAUGCGAAGGAGGAAUCGUAUGGACGAGAUAACUCAACGUCUGCUGAGAAAACGAAGGACUAGAGAUCAAGUAAAUUUUAUAUUUGGAU
Molecule: messenger RNA, 517 nt
Organism: Linum trigynum
Lineage: Eukaryota; Viridiplantae; Streptophyta; Magnoliopsida; Malpighiales; Linaceae
Source: the annotation of a GenBank genome assembly